This is a messenger RNA of Theobroma cacao (cacao), 1411 nucleotides long. Its product is annotated as putative aquaporin PIP-type 7a. NCBI's taxonomy places the organism in Eukaryota, Viridiplantae, Streptophyta, Magnoliopsida, Malvales, Malvaceae. Gene Ontology annotation, molecular function: channel activity. Gene Ontology annotation, biological process: transmembrane transport. Gene Ontology annotation, cellular component: membrane. The record is from RefSeq and is a predicted model, not a curated record.
AUAGCUUAACCAUUUCUCAUCCAACUUGGCCUAUAAAAGACACCCCACCAAGCUCGUACACCCCACUAACACAGAAAAACAGGCAGUCUUCUUUCUUGGCUUCAAGUUUUGGUUGCUAGAAGUCGGAUAGUACAGAGCAAAGAAGAAGGAAAAUGGAGGGCAAAGAAGAGGAUGUUAGAUUGGGAGCCAACAAGUUCUCAGAGAGGCAGCCGAUUGGGACUGCAGCUCAGAGCCAAGAUGAGGAGAAGGACUACACUGAACCACCACCGGCUCCACUUUUUGAGCCCGGAGAGUUGACCUCUUGGUCUUUUUACAGGGCUGGGAUUGCAGAGUUCGUGGCUACUUUUCUCUUCUUGUAUAUCACCAUUUUGACUGUCAUGGGAGUUGUUAAGGAAACAACUAAGUGCCCAACUGUUGGGAUUCAAGGGAUAGCUUGGGCCUUUGGUGGCAUGAUCUUUGCUCUUGUUUACUGUACUGCUGGAAUUUCAGGUGGUCACAUCAACCCGGCGGUGACAUUCGGACUGUUCUUGGCGAGGAAACUGUCCUUGACAAGGGCAAUUUUCUACAUGGUGAUGCAGUGCUUGGGAGCCAUCUGCGGUGCUGGUGUGGUGAAGGGAUUCAUGGGGAAGCGAAGGUACGGUGCUUUGAAUGGUGGAGCCAACUUCGUCGCACAUGGCUACACCAAGGGAGAUGGCCUCGGCGCUGAGAUUAUCGGUACCUUUGUCCUUGUUUACACCGUCUUCUCAGCCACUGAUGCCAAGCGCAGUGCCAGAGACUCUCACGUCCCCAUCUUGGCACCCUUGCCAAUUGGGUUCGCAGUAUUCUUGGUGCACUUGGCCACCAUCCCAAUCACAGGAACUGGCAUCAACCCAGCUCGCAGUCUUGGUGCAGCCAUAAUUUUCAACAAGGAAAGGGGCUGGAAUGACCAUUGGAUUUUCUGGGUGGGUCCAUUCAUUGGGGCAACACUGGCAGCUCUCUACCACCAAGUUGUGAUCAGAGCCAUGCCUUUCAAAUCAAAGUGAUCAAACCAACGGUCAUGAUUGUGAUUAUCAUAUUUGUGGCCCUUCCUGUUAUAAUCUCAAGAUAAAAAAACAAAAAAAAAGGACAAAUCCCACCCACCUUUUCAGUUGUUUUCAUCUUUCUUUUGUUUGCAUGCCUGUGUAUCUGUAUGUAAGAAAAUGUAAUAUGCUUCAGGGGGAACCUUCUUUCCUUUUACCCUUUUCUUCUUUUUUUUUGGUUUAAGGAAGGGUGGUUGCUGCUGAUGGCUGAUGGUCCCAUCUCAGAGUAAGUGGGCAUUUGUAUUUGUAUGUCUGUGAUUUGUGAAAUGUCAUUUUCAUAAUAGCACCGACGAAUACCUACCCCAUGGCUUCCGUGUGGUAAAUUAUGACAUUGGCCUGGGGCUGAUUUGUCU